AUGGUCGCUGCUUUACGACUCACCGUCGCCUUGAUCGGCUUCGCGACAGCGUUCGUCACAUCAGCGGACGAGUACUUCGAGGGUGACGGCACCAGCUACACACUUGGCCAAGUCAGCAGCGGUAACUGUAACUUUAUGUCGGCCAUCCCGAGUGCAUCCGACAACUACGUCGCUGUAGAGGCAGGUGCUUUGAAGACCAAGCCUUGCCCACUGCACUGGGCCGCACAGAACUUUGAGUUUUACCUCAAGACAAAGAAUAGAUCAAGGUUAACAGGAAGCGCCAGCUUCCCUAGUGUGUGUUCGAGUUUGAGACCCACUACAGUCGCUCUGAACCAGGCGCAAUGGGACAACCUCGCCGGGUGUGGACGCUGCAUUGAAGUGUCCUGCAUUGACGAACAGUGCACUGCGAAGAACAAAACGGCAGUCGUCCAGGUGCUCGAUCGCUGCCCGAAGUGCGCGCACGGUGCGCUCGACCUGUCGCCGACGGUGUACAAGAAAAUCACGGGUCUGGAUCCAAACCGCCUCACGAUGCGCUGGCGCUUCGUGGACUGCCCGGACCCGGGCACCGUGCAGGUGUGUCUAAAGGAGGGUAGCAACGCCAACUGGAUCGCCGUGCAACCGACGAACGGCCUGGUUGGGGUCCAGAGUGUCACGGUCAACGGCGCGUCCACGAAAAUGCUGGACGGCGCGUACUACUACGUCGCGACCACGUCAAAUGCCGAUCUUUUGGCCGUAAAGGUGGCGAUCACGUCGGUCAACGGCGAUGAGAUCUCCGGCACUUACUCUCUCACGGCUGGCAAGUGUACGGACACCAAGAAACAGUUUGGUGGUGAUUCUACCUCCCAGUCUCAGUCCUACCCCGCGACGUCAGCUCCGGCACCGACAACUGCUGCUCCGAAGGCUACAACGGCCGCCCCAACGGCGACGACAGCUACACCGUCAGCCACCUCCCCGACGCAGACGUACAGCAGCGGCACAUCCGAGGAAAGCUCGCAAACCGGUCAAAGCUUGAAUGAGCAGGGCUCACAGAGCUCCCAGUCUGGUAGUACAGCUCAGUACGAGCAGAGCUCUCAAUCCGAUGCGACCCAGGCUUCUUCAUCCGCUUCGACCACCCCUGAAGCCACGCCCGCUGCUCCUGAAUCCACACCGGUCACACAACAAGCUACGCCAGCCACCCCGGAGGCUGCGACGGAUGCCCCAACUUCUACUGCCCCUGAAGGCACCACUGCUUUCCCCGAUGUCACCAAUGCACCUACCGAAGCACCUGCUCCAUCCGGUGACACCUCCAAGUGCCACGUGAGAAGUCGGCGUCACCGCAACUAG
Phytophthora infestans T30-4 is the source of this 1323-nucleotide messenger RNA. RefSeq lists its product as uncharacterized. The transcript is spliced from 2 exons. Lineage: Eukaryota; Oomycota; Peronosporomycetes; Peronosporales; Peronosporaceae. The coding region runs from base 1 to 1323 and encodes 440 amino acids. The record is from RefSeq and is a predicted model, not a curated record.